Quercus lobata is the source of this 1234-nucleotide messenger RNA. RefSeq names its product ribonuclease P protein subunit p25-like protein. The transcript has 9 exons. The coding region runs from base 159 to 917 and encodes 252 amino acids. NCBI's taxonomy places the organism in Eukaryota, Viridiplantae, Streptophyta, Magnoliopsida, Fagales, Fagaceae. Gene Ontology annotation, molecular function: RNA binding. The record is from RefSeq and is a predicted model, not a curated record.
UUGUUAGGGCAGUUUUGGAAUAUUGUGGGAUAUAUAUAUAGGAGAGAUGGGAAUAGAGGGAAUUAGGGCGUAAAAGAAGAAACGAAGCCGUAGAAGAGGGCUCUCUCUUUCUUUUUCAUUUUUGUGGAGCAAAACUUUAUCCUUGCGAACAAACAACGAUGGAUCGGUAUCAGAGGGUGGAGAAGCCGAAAGCAGAUACUCCGAUUGAUGAGAAUGAGAUUCGGAUUACCAGUCAGGGAAGGAUGCGCAACUAUAUCACCUAUGCCAUGAGUCUCCUUCACGAUGAGAAAGGCUCGAAUGAAAUUGUAUUCAAGGCAAUGGGAAGAGCAAUCAACAAGACUGUGACAAUUGUGGAGCUUAUCAAGAGAAGAAUUGUUGGUCUUCAUCAGAUCACUUCAAUUGGAUCCACGGACAUAACUGAUACAUGGGAGCCUCUAGAGGAAGGCCUGCUUCCAUUGGAAACCACAAGGCAUGUAUCAAUGAUAACAAUAACCCUUUCAAAGAACGAGCUGAAUACGUCUGCUGUUGGGUACCAGCCUCCAUUACCUGCUGACCAGGUGAAGGCAUCUGUCGAGUUCGAUUAUGAAGGAGAGGGCUCACCCAAUGGUCGAGGUCGGGGCCGUGGUGGCAGAGGAAGGCCAAGGGCUAGAGGGAAUGGGUUUAUGACAGCUGAUUAUGAGGAUGGAGGCUGGGACCGCAGUAGGGGAAAUCCUAGAGGUAGGGGUCGUGGGAGAGGACGUGGUUUCCGUGGUCGUGGAAGGGGAGGAUACAAUGGACCUCAGGUUGAUAUUCAGCAAGAUGGAGGAUACAAUCGGGAUGCACUUCCUCAAGGCCGCGGUCGUGGUCGUGGGAGGGGGGGGUAUCGUGGAAGGGGUCGUGGCUUUAGACCUAAUGGGCCGAUCCAGGCAGCUGCAUGAGGCACUGAAUGGGCUUCCAAGAGCACAAUGCAAAUUUCUCAAGUGAUGGAUGCCUUUUCCUAUCUAUGUUUUUUUUUAUUUUAUUUUAAUCUUUUUGUUAGUUCUGUUUCGGGUCUGUACUAAUACUUAAUUGUAGGACAUACUGACAUUCUAGUGUUGUAGACUAAUAGUUUAGAUUUGCUGCCAUUUGAGGCAAACCUUUUUUGUCAUAGACUUAGGUGAGAUGCUUGAACAGUUGUAAUUUUCCUUUUUGACUGAUUAGGGCAUUCUUUCAUUGUUGUUUGGAAAGGUUUUGUUGUUGAAUUAAUGCUUCCCUC